AUGGCAAAUUCCAACCAACUAAGACCUUAUGAGAAGGAAAAUUACCCUAUCUCACUUGAAAUAAUAUAUUAUGGUAACCAAAAGUUUAAUUAUACAAUUAUUCAAGAAGGUAUUUACCUAUCAGCUGUGAAAUUAUGUUAUAUCGAAACGCCUAAUUAUUUUCCUAUCCCUGACAAUUAUAUUAUUCAAACUACUUGGAGUCAGACCAGUAACCAUUGUACUAUUCAAUGUUACAUACAUUAUGUAGAAGGAAUUCCGCAUCAUUUAAUUUGUUUUGGAAGUAAUUUCCAAUAUCAAGUUGUUUCUGUUCAAUCUCUGUUUGAUGCUUCUGUUGAAUUACAUAGG
Funneliformis geosporum is the source of this 345-nucleotide messenger RNA. The record is from the annotation of a GenBank genome assembly. Lineage: Eukaryota; Fungi; Glomeromycota; Glomeromycetes; Glomerales; Glomeraceae.